CAUCACGUGACCAAUGUUGUUGUUGUUCCUCCCCCAGAUGUUAUUUUUUCCCGCAGGGAAACUGUCAGCUCGAUUGACCUCAGUAUGGCGAAGUUCGCUUUUUAAUGCUUUCACAGCGCCGUUACUUAUACAGGCAUCUCUGCGAUAUUAGGAUGCGUUUCCUGAUCGAUGACGUCAGUGAAAUGAAGGAAUGACUAGUAUAUGGGUUUCAGAUUCAUAUUUACUGUCUCUGAAUAAGGCAGUACUUUUGUGGUACACACAAGGCCAGAGGUUUGUGACUCUCUCAGUCUCACCAUUGUCUAAUAAUCCAUCUGGUCAACUAUAUCUCAAAAGGCCUCUGAGCUACAGAAUCCGAGAUAUCCACCAUAACUGGAAGCACAGCCAGAAGAGCAGCAUUCGGAGACUAUGUCCCUGCCGAGUUAGUUUCCUGAAGCAGAAGGUUUUGCUGUACACCAGCGUUUCCGGUUUUAAUACCUCGGCCUGCCUCGGUUCCAGCGACCAGAGCUAUCGCAUGUCACGACUCAAGAACACGUUGGAAUCCGUAUCAAAAGUCGUGAGUGGGACGCAAGCAGAGAUUUUCUCCAGGAUAGCCCGGCUCAAACCCAGUGCCAGAAACAGCGCCGUAGGUGCCGAGACAACACCUCUUCAAGAUCAGAGGAAUGGAUCUGCUUUGGCUACAUCUACACCAACGCUUGUAUCUCAUCCUCCAUCAUCAUCUGCAGCCUCACCACCGAACACAAACCCGAGCCUUCCCGAGACCUCCUCUGUUCCAGUUCAGUGCGUCCAAGCGGAAGUAAAGUCCAAGAAAUCUCAGUCUCCGAUCUCUAAAGUGAACGGACCAGCUACAAGCACAGCAUCUACAUCAGCGCCUCCACCCACCCACUACACUGUCUCCAGACAGACUACACAACUCUUCCACCCAGGUUCUUUCAGCGUCAACCUAGACGAGACCUAUAAUUCCCUGGCGCACCACGUAAACUCUUAUUUUAGCAGCUUCGCUAUGGAUCAAGGAAAAAAGAACGAGGCGAAAGAUCGUUCCGACCAGUCGUCCACUUCCGCGCCUGACCCGAGCCACCAGAGCACUGAUGACGCACCUGCUCACGUGCGUGUAAAGGAUCAGACACCAACUGAAAAAUCUGCUCCUGUCUCAGACCCAGGUUCUGCUUUGUCUUCCAAAAAAGGCCUUGGACAUUACCUGACAUACAAGCCUACCGUCCAGGCAUUUGUAGGGAACUACAUUGCCCCCCUAGUUCCCAGGUUUAGGACAGAACCAAAGCGUGCACUACCAGAAACGGAUAAACCACUUCCUCCUGACGACGCUGCUUCAAAACCAAAGGAAAUAGUGGAGAGUAAGGAGCAGAAAGCAGCAGAGGAAAAGGCCAGGAGACUACUGCUUCAAAGAGAGAAGAUCAUUGCCCGGGUGAGUGUGGAUAAUCGGACACGAGCGCUGGUCCAAGCCCUGCGCAGAGCAUCAGAUGUGAGGCUUUAUAUCAGCAGGGUGGAGGAGCUGAGCUACCAUCUGCUGGAGUUCCCUGAGACCAGGCUAGUGGCUGUCAAGGAGAAGGUGAUUCCAUGCUUGCUGCGCCUGAGGCAGGCUAAUGACCCAGCUCUAAAGGCGGCGGUCAGAGAAGCCCUCGCUCUGGUGGGCUACGUUGACCCGGUGAAGAGCAGGGGGAUUCGCAUACUGACCAUUGAUGGUGGAGGCACAAGAGGACUGGUGGCACUUCAGACUUUACAAAAGCUGGAAGAGAUGUCUGGGAAAUCAAUUUACCAGCUUUUUGAUUACAUUUGUGGUGUUAGCACAGGUGCAAUAUUAGGCUUCAUGUUGGGUGUGUAUCAUAUUCCCCUGAGUGAGUGUGAGGUGCUGUACAGAAAGCUGGGCUCUGAUGUCUUCAAGCAGAAUGUCAUUGUGGGUACCAUGAAGAUGGGCUGGAAUCACGCUUUUUAUGACUGCGAGGUCUGGGAGAAAGUUCUGAAGGAAAGAAUGGGCUCCGACCUUCUGGUUGAAAUCUCUAGAAACCCGGAUUGUCCAAAGGUGGCAGCAGUGAGUACGGUAGUAAAUAAGGGCACGCCGUUAAAGGCGUACGUAUUCAGGAGCUACAACUUGCCAGUAGGCGUGCGUUCCCACUACAGAGGUGGCUGCCAGCACAAGCUCUGGGAGGCCAUCCGAGCUUCCUCUGCUGCUCCUGGAUACUUCCAGGAGUUUACACUGGGCACUGACUUACACCAGGAUGGUGGUUUGCUGAUCAACAAUCCAACAGCUCUGGCGAUCCAUGAAUGCCAGUGUCUGUGGCCGGGCACCCCGCUGCAAUGUGUCGUUUCUUUGGGCACAGGACGCUUCGAGUCGGCCAGCAAGAACACUGCCACCUACACGAGCCUGAAGACCAAACUGACCCACGUCAUCAGCAGUGCAACAGACACGGAGGAGGUGCACACCAUGCUGGAUGCCCUGCUGCCUCCCAACACAUACUUCCGCUUUAACCCGUACAUGACCGAGGACGUGGCUCUGGACGAGAGCCGCAGCGAGAAACUGAACCAGCUACAGGCGGAGGGAGCGAGAUACCUGGAGCGCAACGAGGAGAAGCUGAAGCGAGCCGUGCACGUGCUCACGCAGGAGAAGAGCUCGGCUCAGAGGCUGCUCGAAUGGAUCCGUCUCAAAUCACACAUGUACGCCGACCUUCCACUUAUUUCGAAACUAUAGAGGGAAUUAUGUCACGGAAUAUUUUGAUAGCACUUACUGUUUACGGUAUACGAUUAGAGUGGUGUUCUGGGCACAAAGGCUGAAAUUACGUCCGCACUUCUAAUGUAAAAAAAAAAAAAAAAAACGAAAAAAAAACACUUACUAUAAGGUUGAGGUGUAACAUUUGCCAAAAUUAUGACAUCAUUAUUAUCUAAACGCUUGCAUUAUUUAUAAUGAUAAAAGCACUUACUGAUGAGAUCUGCUGAGAUUUAAAACAAACAAAAAAAAAAAGGUAGUUAUGUUGUUAUUGUUAAGGACUU
Ictalurus punctatus (channel catfish) is the source of this 3000-nucleotide messenger RNA. RefSeq names its product patatin-like phospholipase domain containing 8 (gene pnpla8). Gene Ontology annotation, biological process: arachidonate metabolic process. Bases 191 to 2701 code for a protein of 836 amino acids. Gene Ontology annotation, cellular component: membrane. The transcript has 10 exons. NCBI's taxonomy places the organism in Eukaryota, Metazoa, Chordata, Actinopteri, Siluriformes, Ictaluridae. The record is from RefSeq and is a predicted model, not a curated record.